AUGAAUGUUCAAGAGUAUUCUUUGAAAUUUACCCUUUUGUCUAAGUAUGCUCCAUCUUUGGUGUCUAACCCAAGGGAUGAUAUCAGUAGAUAUGUGAUGGGUGUUCCCGACCUAGUUGAGGAAGAAUGUCGUAUGACAAUUCUCCAUGAAGAUAUGAACAUCUCUAGGCUUAUGGUAUAUGCUCAAUCAAUUGAGGAGUCCAAACUUAAGAGAAAUAAUAGGGAGAUGAAGAGAGUUAGAUCCGAUGAGCAGGGUCAACCAAGGUUCAAAAAGAGAGCUCCAAACCAAGAUUCUUCCAGCACUCCUAGGGUUAACCAAGAGAAAAGUGGUGGACCUCCAUUUUCUAAACCUACUUGCACCAAUUGUGGAAAGAAGCAUUUUGGGAAGUGCCUAGCCUGUACUAAUGGGUGCUAUGGUUGUGGAAAUAUUGAUCAUCAAGUGAAAGAUUGUCCUACUCUUAGGGCCAAAGGAAAAGAGGCCAAACAAGCUUCUCUUAAUGGCUCGGAUCCUAAUGCUCCAAAGAAUAGUCGUUUCUAUGCACUUCAGGCUAGAGAGGACAAAGGAGCCCUUCCGGAUUAA
Messenger RNA from Solanum verrucosum, 579 nucleotides. RefSeq lists its product as uncharacterized. Lineage: Eukaryota; Viridiplantae; Streptophyta; Magnoliopsida; Solanales; Solanaceae. The transcript has a single exon. Bases 1 to 579 code for a protein of 192 amino acids. The record is from RefSeq and is a predicted model, not a curated record. Gene Ontology annotation, molecular function: zinc ion binding; nucleic acid binding.